Messenger RNA from Dioscorea cayenensis subsp. rotundata (Guinea yam), 1809 nucleotides. RefSeq lists its product as uncharacterized. The record is from RefSeq and is a predicted model, not a curated record. Gene Ontology annotation, molecular function: nucleic acid binding; RNA-DNA hybrid ribonuclease activity. Lineage: Eukaryota; Viridiplantae; Streptophyta; Magnoliopsida; Dioscoreales; Dioscoreaceae. The transcript is spliced from 4 exons. Bases 1 to 1809 code for a protein of 602 amino acids.
AUGACGGAAGAAAUAAAAAGAGAAGUGGUCUCUUGCCUUAAAAAGAACGUGGACAUCUUCGCAUGGACACCAGCUGAUAUUCCAGGCAUUAGUUUGAAGGUGAUUUCUCAUCAUUUGAAUGUGGACCCAAGUAUAAAGCCAAUAAAGCAGAAAAGAAGGAAUAUGCCACCUGAAAAGAAACAUGCUCUAGAAGAAGAGAUAGAUAAACUAAUUCAAGCUGAUUUCAUUGAAGAGGUCCAAUACCCAGAAUGGCUUGCCAAUGUUGUAAUGGUGAAGAAAUCAAAUAGGAAAUGGAGAGUAUGCGUAGACUUCACUAAUCUUAACAAAGCUUGCCCAAAAGUUUCAUAUACUUUACCAAGAAUCGACAAGUUAGUGGAUGAGACCUCAGGCUAUGAGUUGCUAAGCUUCAUGGAUGCUUUAUCAGGAUAUCAUCAGAUAAAGUUGAAUCCCUCAGAUAAAGAAAAGACUGCUUUCAUUGCUAAGAGAGGGCCGUAUUGUUACAAAGUAAUGCCUUUUGGACUAAAAAAUGCAGGAGCAACCUAUCAAAGAAUGGUGAACAAGGUGUUCAAGCACCUUUUAGGUGACACUAUGGAAGCUUAUGUCGAUGAUAUGAUCAUCAAAAGCAAGACUUUAAGAGGUGGGAAGAAUUUUGAAUGGACUUCAGAAUGUGAUAAGGCUUUUGAAGAGCUAAAAGAAUACUUGAAGCAGAUACCUUUUUUGACUAGACCUGAGCCUAAAGAGCCAUUAUUUGUAUAUUUGGGAGUUAGCAAGAUGGCUUUAAGAGCAGUCUUAUUGAGGAGGGAAGGAAAAGUGGAUAAACCUGUGUACUACGUCAGUAAAGUACUUCAAGGUGCAGAGUCUCGAUACCCUUUUACUGAAAGGAUAUUACAAAGACCAGAAUAUUCUGGAAGACUUACAAAGUGGGUGAUUAAACUAGGAGAGUAUGAUAUUUGCUUUGAACCUAGACAAGCAAUCAAAGGUCGAGCUUUAGCUGAUUUCAUAGUAGAAUGCACUGGAGAAGAGAAGCUAAACAAAGCAGAUGAACACAUAUGGAAGAUGUUUGUCAAUGGAGCAUCAAGUUCAUCGGGGAGCGGAGCUGGGGAAUAUGAAGCACUCAUAGCAAGAAUGAGCUUAGCCAAGCAACUACAGGUGAAAAGAUUGAUGGCACAUAGUGAUUCACAAUUAGUGGUUCAACAGUUUCAUGGAGAGUAUGAAGCAAAAGAACCGAUCAUACGCCAAUACCUUCACAAGGUUAAAACCUUGUCUAAGGAGUUUGAAGAAUUCCAAUUAUUACAAGUUAAUAGGAAUUCAAAUAGUCAUGCAUACGCUUUGUCCAAAUUGGCCUCAUCAAUGGAAACAAAGGGAAGGAUUGUACAUCUCAAAGAAGUUCAAAAGCCAAGUAUCGAAAAGAAGAACAUAGCAAACAUUGAAGAUGGGAAUGAUUGGAGAAUACCCUUUAAGAAAUUCUUAAAAGAUGGGGAGCUGCCUUCAAACACACUGGAAGCCAAAAAAUUAAAGAUGAGAGCAGCUCAUUUCACGCUGAUAAAUGGUGUUCUCUACAAGAAGGGGUUAUCCAUGCCACUUUUAAGGUGCCUCCAAAAACAAGAUGCAGAAUAUGCGUUAGCUAAAGUCCAUGAAGAAAUAUGUGGACAACAUAUGGGAGUGAGAGCCUUAGCAGCCAAAGUCUUGCGUGCAGGAUUUUAUUGGCCUACCUUGAGAGAUGAUGCUUCAAAGAAGGUAAAGAAGUGUGAUAAAUGCCAAAGGUUCGCACCUAUCCAAAAAGCUCUGCCUCAGAUGUUCGAGAUGUGA